Musca vetustissima is the source of this 1412-nucleotide messenger RNA. RefSeq names its product 5-hydroxytryptamine receptor 2A-like. Gene Ontology annotation, molecular function: G protein-coupled amine receptor activity. NCBI's taxonomy places the organism in Eukaryota, Metazoa, Arthropoda, Insecta, Diptera, Muscidae. Gene Ontology annotation, biological process: adenylate cyclase-activating adrenergic receptor signaling pathway. The annotation marks the transcript as partial. The transcript is spliced from 2 exons. The record is from RefSeq and is a predicted model, not a curated record. Gene Ontology annotation, cellular component: membrane.
CCUGAUUUGAUGGCACAGAAGAAACGCAAACGUCUCAGGUUACGUUUUGGCAAAUUCACAAAUGUUAAGACCAACAUGGCCAUGGGUCGGGUCACCACACUGGGCUUGGUCGAAGGCAACUCAACAAAUACUGUCAACACGGUCGAAGUGGAAGACACCGAGUUCAGUAGCAGUAAUGUGGAUAGUAAAAGUCGUGCUGGCAUUGAGGUGGCCAAUGCUGCUGGCAGCCACAUCAACGCCACCGCCACCCACAGUCACUGUCAUGGUCAUGCUGUCGUAGCAACGACAACGACGACAGCAGCACCACCAACAACAACAACAUUAUCGUCGACAUCAUCAUCAGCGCCUGUAGCAGCUACUGCCAACACCAUCACCAAUUUAAAUAAUACCGAAGAGAUACCAUCAACAUCAUCAACAACACAAAUUGCCACUGUAUCCCACCUGGUAGCUUUAGCUAAUCAACAACGCAAUGCCUCAGCGAAACAAACGUCAUCAUCCUCAUCGGUAUCAGCAUCAGCGCCAAGCAAAUGUCUGACACAACCGGUGACAGUGGUGGAAAAUCCGCUGGAACCGGUUAAAACUACAGCCUCAACGCCUGCAGAUGCUGUGAAUGUCACGACAGUGUCGGCCAAUGGCAUGUCCUCAACUGUGGUGCACAACAAUAGCCAUCAUCAUCAGCAGCAGCAAGUUGAUGACACCGAAGUGUUGGCCGAUCCACAAUUGCAACAACAAUUGGAACAAGUACAACAACAAACACAAAACGAGGUGCCAGCCUCGAUGGCUGCUGCCAUUCCACCAACAGGGACAGUGGCGGUGGCGACGACGACGACGACGACAGCAACAAUAGCCACAACGGCUAAUAAAACAGUGGUGGGAGCGGGAGGAGGCGGUGGUGCUGGCACCAGUGCCUCCAAUGCCACAACCAUCACCUCCAUAUCAGCCUUAUCACCGCAAACACCAAACGCCGCCACACCAUCUGCCCCCACGGCACAUACCUCGCACACAACACCGGCUUCCGUUUCGACCUCCAGUCAACAGGCGACACCGUUGCCACGACCCAAAAAUCCCCAACAAUUGUCCAGCAUAGCAAAUCCCAUGCAUAAGGUCACCAAACGGAAAGAAACACUAGAAGCGAAACGUGAACGUAAGGCGGCAAAAACGCUGGCCAUCAUAACGGGAGCUUUUGUCGUCUGUUGGCUGCCAUUCUUUGUCAUGGCUCUACUGCUGCCGCUCUGUGAAGCCUGUGAAAUUAACGAUGGUGUAGCGUCGCUGUUUCUGUGGCUGGGCUAUUUCAAUUCAACACUGAAUCCCGUCAUCUACACGAUUUUUAGUCCGGAGUUUAGGCAGGCCUUCAAACGAAUCCUGUUUGGCGGCCACAGGCCGGUUCAUUAUCGUAGCGGUAAAUUAUAAGA